UAAACGUCAGAUGCUCAGUCCUGUCGUCAUCAAACUGCUCCACUGCAUUCACUUUGGAAGAUAAGAUAGCUGGUUUCGGUUGAAUUGUGUUUUUGUGUUUUAUAUCUUUGUUAAAUCCGUUUAAUGUGGUUUACAUGCUGCAAUGUUCGGUUCUCACCAAAAGUAGAUUGACUUGGCCAACCGAGUCAGAAGUCUAGGCCAUUUAAUGGUGUGCAACCACGAAGUGAAGGUGAGUUUUUGUCGAGCACUGCACCAUGAGAGCAACUCCACAACAAGGUUUGUGACGGCAUUGUGCAGCCAUGAACAGCCUGAUCAACUUCACUCCAGCCAAAGAGGCGGCCGGGUUCUGGCUGGGAAGCCAUGGAGGAAGGAGCCAGCAGGAGAGGCAGAGCCUCAUAAGCGGAGAGGAGGCCAAGCAUUUCUAUCAGAGCCUUAUAGCAGAGGGAGGUGCGACAAGAGAGUGCAGAAGGGAAAAGAGAAGAAGAAGAACCACCGCUGACUCCGAAAGGGUACGCGGCAGCAGGAGGGAGCCUGCGCGCCCCAGUGCUGCAAUGUCUGAGAGGGACGGACACAGGCUGCUAAAAUGUGCCCAAGAGGGAAAUCUGGCAGGAAUCAGAGAGGCGCUGAAGAACGGGUGCAGCAUAAACUUUAAGGACGAUUAUUACUGGACGGCCAUUAUGUGUGCGAGCUAUGCGGGGCAGCGCGGUGCUGUGAGACUUCUUCUCGAGAAGGGGGCGGCUUGGAUCGGGGUGGUGGACACGCAGGGCAGAGACGCGCGAGACUUGGCCGAUCAAGCGGGUCACACGGAGGUGGUGAGUGAGCUGGAUAGUUAUGGCGUCCGUUUGGACACGCCCAGAAGCACAAGUAGUGUUUCUGCCACUCAACCCCAGUGGUGCUCGGUGUGUGGGGCCCAGUACAGCGAGAGUGAAGAGAGACACCAGAGCUCCACUCUGCACCAGUUCAGCUUGCGUCGACCCCCUCCCACCCCACAGUACUGCCUGCCCGCCUCCAGUGCCGGCUACCGCAUGAUGCUCCGUGAGGGCUGGGACCCGAGGGAGGGGCUGGGACCCGAGGGAGUCGGCCGAAAGAACCCCGUCCAAACGGUGCUGAAGAGGGACCAGGGUGGUCUGGGAUACGGCCCUGCCGCUAAGGCCCGCGUCACACAUUUCAAGGCCAAAGACACGCAGGCGGUGAAGCGGGUCUCCAAGGGCCGAAUGGAGAGAGGGGCCACACUGGGACGCAGGGCGGAGAGGAGACGGGAGGAAAGGGACAGGAACUGGGAGAGGGACUUCCGUACGUCCUUCAACCUCUAACCUGUUAUUCCACAUAAACACACUUUCUCAUUCAAGUGGAAUAACAUGGCAUUGUCUGCACCUGUAUUUAUUUUAAUAAACCGGUUGUUACUUUGGAUUACAAGUAUAUAUUUUUGUAAUCAGUCAGCAGUAAACUCUCCCUUUUGACCAGUGGUAAGUGGGUGUAUGGUACUUGAUUUCUCCGGACCUAGUGUUAACGGACUGCCUAAAGUCCAGAAUCAGAAGCUUUUUCAGUUUUAUCUUGUACAGUAGCUCAAAGACAAUAGUUUCUAUUACUAUAUAAUAUAUUAAAAUGUAUAAAAAUACAUUUGAAUGCCAAAUUGACGGGUCCAGACAUAUGGAUUAUUGUGUAAAGAGUUCAUAUCUGAUUUUCAUAAUAUGAUUUGGUGCAGUUUAGAGAGGAACCAGCUGGAGUUAUUUUGUGGUCUUAAAAAAAAAAAAAACUAAAACAAAAAAAAGAAAAUCCCAGUGUGUUGAAGUGUCCCUGAGCGAGACACCUAAUCCUUUUAUGAUGACCUGGUUGGUGCCUAGCAUGGCAGCCAAUUGCCGUGUGUGUGUGUGUGUGUGUGUGUGUGUGUGUGUGUGUGUGUGUGUGUGUGUGUGUGUGUGUGUGUGUGUGUGUGUGUGUGUGUGUGUGUGUGUGUGUGUGUGUGUGUGUGUGUGUGUGUGGCAUCAAUUGUACAGUGCUUUGGAUGAAGGCGCUAUAUAAAUUCCUACCAUUUACAUGUAA
Conger conger (European conger) is the source of this 2043-nucleotide messenger RNA. It is a transcript of the gene gpank1, whose product is annotated as G patch domain and ankyrin repeats 1. The record is from RefSeq and is a predicted model, not a curated record. Bases 300 to 1313 code for a protein of 337 amino acids. The transcript has 4 exons. NCBI's taxonomy places the organism in Eukaryota, Metazoa, Chordata, Actinopteri, Anguilliformes, Congridae. Gene Ontology annotation, molecular function: nucleic acid binding; protein binding.